ACUUUUCCUGUCAGCGUGUGUCGCUUUGCUUCCGUCUGUGUCCCGCGUGCGCUCUCCUUCCUGCUUUCAUUCAUGUUCAUCUACACUCCAGAUGCUAACUCACACGCGGAGCUAAGCAGCUACUUCGCAAUGCAAGCUGGUCUCAAACCGACUUCAGACUCCGUCAUGAGAACGAGUGCAGAUCAGAUCAGUCAGUGACCCCCCCCAUGGAUCAGGCAGGAGCCCCUCAGGGUCCAAACAGGAGCUCCUCCAGCUCUCCGCUGAGGCCCCCCACCGUUCUAAAGCAGCCGAGACCUGAGAGCAGCCAGAGGUUGACAGUGACGCCGUUCCACCGCUCGGCUGUGAUCAGCAGUGAUGCAGCUCUCUACAGAAAACGCAUGGCGGGAAAACAUGGAGGUCCAUUUCUGGGCGCUCUCCUGAGAGAACCACCCCCGAGCUCCUCCCCCUCUCUUUGUGCCUCCACUGACACCCAAAGUGGAAGUUCAGAGAGACCAAACGUCAGCUUGGGUUCUGCUCAGAACGUAAAGAAAACAGAAACUCCAGUCCAGGGACUAAAGUCACUUGUGAAGGACCCAGAGAAGCCCAACAUCCCACUGCCCCAUGGCCCAAAGCGCAAAGGGGGCGGAGUUUCCACCUCCAUCAAAGCUCCUGCAGCUGUGAAGAAGAAAAAGAGGAAAAUGGGAUUGUACAACCUGGUUCCCAAGAAAAAGACCAAGGCCUGUAGACCCCAUGAGAAGAAAGAAGAGAAGAAGCCGUCCGGAGCCAAAGAGACGGUUCACACAAGAUCAAACACUGGAAACAUUGCCCAGGAUCCAGCUGCCGUGAGCGUGGAGCGGUCGGAGCGGGCGGAGGCCAGCCUCGCUGAGUACACGGAGCUGGCUCUGGACUGCCUGGACCUGAAGGCCCAGGAAGAGCUUCUCUCGCCUCCUCUUUCAGGAGCGGCUGGAGGUUCUCUGGAGACGGACGCGUUCCUGGCUGAGGAGUUACCGCUGUGCUGCUGUCGAAUGGAGACGCCCAACAGCGUGGGAAGCACAUCCACCCUGGAUCAAACCUGCAUGGCGACAGAGAGCGCGGACGGAGUGCUGAGUCGGUGUCAGAGGCCGGUGAUGAAGAUGGAAAUGAUGCGACCCUCCAACAUGGUCCACCUGCUGGUUCUGUGCGAGGACCACCGGGCCGGCAUGGUCAAGCACCAGUGCUGCCCCGGCUGUGGGCUCUUCUGUAGGACGGGUUCGUUCAUGGAGUGCCGGCCGUACGGCAGCAUCUCCCACCGCUUCCACCAGGCCUGCGCCUCCGUCCUGAAGGGCCGCAGGUUUUGUCCCCACUGCGGAGAGGACGCUGGCGGAGCCAAAGAGGUCGUCGUGCCCAAGUCUGAGCCGGAGCCGUCUGUACCCAGAACCACCCCGGGCCCCUCGCUCCCCGCGGUGGCAAGCUUGCCCUCCAUCCCCGCCGCGCCCGCCGUCCCUCAGGUUCUCCGAGCCAAGAAGAGCAGUGAUCUGCAGAGGAGCAGAGAGGACAGCCCCAGCAGCAGGUUGAUGGACGAGGCCUCAGAGAAACUUCCAAAGGAGACGCUGGAGAGCAUUCUGAUGGCUCUAGACGACCAGAACCUGAAACCAAAGACGGUGAAGUUCCCUGCCCGACAGCUGUACCUCUCUGCAAAGCAGGGAGACCUGCAGAAGGUCAUCCAGCUUUUAGUUGAUGGGAAGGAUCCCAACUUUGUGAUGGAGGGCCAAAGCAGACGCACCCCCCUUCACGCUGCGGCCGCCGGGGGUCACCAGGAGAUCUGCCACAUGCUAGUCCAGGCUGGAGCCAACAUGGACGUGUUUGAUAAGGAGCACCGGACGCCGCUGAUGUCUGCGUGCGAAAACAACCAUCUGGACACGGUGAAGUACCUGCUGCGGGCUGGAGCCGCUGUCAAUCACAAGGACCUGAUGGGGUUCACUUGUCUGCAUUUGGCAGCUAAACUGGGACAUUAUGACAUUGCCCAUCAUCUGGUCUCCAAAACAUCUAAACACAUCAACUGUCAGGACGAUGGAGGAUGGACUCCCAUCACCUGGGCCAUUGAGUACAAGUUCAAAGAGCUGGUCUUUCUGCUUCUGGCUAAAGGUGCUGAUGUCAACAUCAGAGACAAGGAGGAGAACGUCUGCCUUCACUGGGCGGCUUUAUCCGGCUGCGCGGACAUAGCUCAGGCUCUGCUGGAGGCGCGGUGUGACCUGAACGCCAUCAACAUCCACGGGGACACGCCCCUUCACGUUGCUGCCAGAGAAAACCACCUGGAGUGUGUGAUACUGUUCCUGUCUCGAGGGGCUGACGUCUCUCUGACCAACAAGGAGGGGGACACGGCUCUGGACUGCUGCUCCUGCGGCUCCAAGGUUUGGACGGCCCUCAACACCAACAAGAAGCUGACUGAAGCCAGGAGAGGGCGGGAGAGGCAGGGAGAGCGGCUGCUCUGCAGGGACAUUUCUCGGGGUUACGAGGCCGUUCCAAUAACCUGCGUUAACGCCGUUGACAACGAGCCGUGUCCCGACAACUUCAAGUACGUCCCAGACAGCUGCGUUACCUCCCCUCUGAACAUCGACAAGGACAUCACUCGCUUGCAGCACUGCGGCUGCGCAGACGACUGCUCCUCCAGCUCCUGCAUGUGCGCACAGCUCAGCCUGAGGUGUUGGUACGACAGCGACGGCCGGCUGCCUCUGGACUUCUGUCAGUUUGAGCCCCCGGUUCUGUUUGAGUGUAACCACGCCUGCUCCUGCUGGAGGUCCUGCAGGAACCGUGUGGUUCAGAACGGGCUGAGAGUCCGUCUGCAGCUCUUCAGGACGGAGAAGAUGGGCUGGGGAGUCCGCGCCAUGCAGGAUAUUCCUCAGGGAACGUUCGUUUGCGAGUACGUGGGAGAGAUCAUCCGGGACACCGAGGCCGACAAAAGGGAGAACGACUCUUUCCUCUUCACUCUCGACAAUAAGGUGGGAGACAUCCACUGCAUCGAUGCCAAGACCUUUGGCAACAUCGGCCGCUUCAUCAACCACCUGUGCGAGCCCAACCUGCUGGCUGUGCGGGUGUUCACCACGCACCAGGACCUGCGCUUCCCCAGGAUUGCCUUCUUCUCCAGCCAGCCCAUCAAAGCUGGGCAGCAGAUCGGGAUCGAUUAUGGAGAGAACUACUGGAGGGUGAAGAGCAAAUACUUCAGCUGCCAGUGUGGCUCCGUGAAGUGUCGCCACUCAGCUGCUGGCAGAUAAAAGUGAGCUUAUUUCAACAAAACACUCACUGGUCUUUCUGCAGAGGUGGAUGAGGACGUGAUUUUUAUAUGACCUGGUGAAUAAAGUUCUUUAAAAGUGUU
Molecule: messenger RNA, 3331 nt
Organism: Oryzias melastigma (Indian medaka)
Lineage: Eukaryota; Metazoa; Chordata; Actinopteri; Beloniformes; Adrianichthyidae
Product: histone-lysine N-methyltransferase EHMT1
Exons: 23
Coding region: 207-3230 (1007 amino acids)
Cellular component (GO): nucleus
Molecular function (GO): protein-lysine N-methyltransferase activity; p53 binding; zinc ion binding
Source: RefSeq, a predicted model, not a curated record